Schistosoma spindalis is the source of this 3429-nucleotide messenger RNA. Lineage: Eukaryota; Metazoa; Platyhelminthes; Trematoda; Strigeidida; Schistosomatidae. The record is from the annotation of a GenBank genome assembly.
UAUCACAGAGGUUGAGAUUGAUAUUUUGGACUUAACAGGUAGGGCUAGGCUAGAAGGAGGAUCGCUAAAGAUUCUAGACUGCUCGUACAAGUUUUACGCGUCAUUGGUCCGAUCAAUAAGUCACUGCGUUCUAAUUGGCGGUAUCAUUACUUAUACAUUAAAAGGGCACUCAGGUCAUAAAUUAUAACAAUUUCAUUGGACAUUUAUGAACUCAUUACUGAUGUUUGCAAAUGUACAUAAUAGAUACUAAUAAAAGGUAGUGAAAAGCGAUGUUACUGUUGUUUGUUCAGAUGUUUUGACUAAUUGAAUCAACAUGCAUCUAUAUGACAUUUUUUAACUAAGUUAUAUCAAUUGAUACCUAUUCCAAGAAUUUUUAAAAAUUUUCUCCAUCUUUUUACAGUACACUAUUUGAAUUCAAUUAAAUGUCAACAUCUUCUGGGAGUGGAAGUAGACGUAAUCGGUUAAAUCUUACAUUACCGAGUUCUGCUAUCCAAUCAUCAGAUAAUUGUUCUACAACAGAUAAAAAAUCUGAAGAACCUGUCACAAAUGCCGAGUUGAAUAAAUCUUCAGAUAGUUUACAAGAAUCAUUACAAAGAAAUGGAACUUCAAAAGCUACAUCAUUAUUAGAUAAAUUAGAUGAUAAUAAUAAUAUAACGAAUUCAUCUCAGCCUGUGAAAACAUCUCAACAAACUAGUAUCUAUCGACCAAGUGCUCAUCAUUCACAUCCACAUUCUGUGCAUCGUAGAAUCCCACCACCACUCACAGAUCUUCGUUUGUCUCCAAAGAAAACUCAUACGCCGUCAAACGACAAUCUAUUUGGCUCGAGAGGCGAUCGAAACAAUGAACAUCGUUAUUCAAAUAGGAUCAGCACAGGACCUGUUGAUGUUGCUGAAGUUUUAAAACAAUUAGCAAUCCAAGAUUUAGAUGAUAAUCAACGACGUCGUUUAAGUGCAUUUGUAGCAGAUAAACAAAAAAUUGGUGAAUUACAUCCAGAAGAUUUUGAAAAAUUAAAUGAAUUAGGUAAAGGUAAUGGUGGUGUUGUUAGUCGUGUACGUCAUACAACAACUGGUUUAAUUAUGGCUAAAAAAAAUAUUCAUUUAGAAAUUAAACCAAUUGUUAAAACACAAAUUAUACGUGAAUUACAAGUAUUACAUGAUUGUAAUUCACCUUAUAUUGUUGGUUAUUAUGGUGCAUUUUUUGCUGAUGGUGAUAUUAGUUUAUGUAUGGAAUACAUGGAUGGUGGAAGUUUAGAUAUUGUCCUAUUACAUGCUGGUCGUUUACCUGAACCAAUUGUUGCUAAAAUAUUAUAUUCUGUAAUACGUGGUCUAGUUUAUUUACGUGAAGUAUUACAUAUUAUACACAGAGACGUCAAACCAUCCAACAUCCUUGUAAAUCGUACAGGUGAUGUGAAAUUAUGCGAUUUCGGUGUAAGUGGUCAACUGAUUGAUUCUUUGGCUAAUUCAUUUGUUGGUACAAGAAGUUAUAUGGCACCGGAACGUUUAACAGGUGAACAAUACAAUACAUUAAGUGAUGUAUGGAGUUUGGGUUUAUCGUUAGUUGAACUGGCAACUGGUCGAUACCCGAUUCCGGCGAUUGAAGAUGAAAAAGUUUAUUUAAGUGCUUUCAGUUCACAUCGAGAUGUAAACUUGGAACAACAUUUAGAAGCAGCUAAAGAAGGGAAGCCACUUCCUGCUGUCAAUAGUCCAAGUUCUGGUCCAAUGGCAAUAUUUGAACUUUUAUCUUAUAUUGUAGAUCAACCACCACCUCGUUUACCAAAAUUUUGUUUCUCUGAUGAUUUUAUUGAUUUAGUUGAUUCAUGUCUUAGACGUCCAGCUAGCGAUAGACCAUCAUUAGAAAAUCUUUUAAAGCAUAGAUUUGUUGUAACAGCAGCUGGUGCAUGUCCAUCAGGGAAUGUUCAACGUCAAAGUACAGUAAUAGAUAUUCGACAAACAGGUGGAAUUAUUGAUUCAAAUCAAUGUGAUGAUCCAAUUAAUAUUGGACAUUAUCUUUCUUCUGUAUUACCAUUAAUGUCAAAUGAUGAUGGAAUGAAUCAAAGUUCUUUUUAAUUUCUAUCAUAAUUAAUCAUGAUAGAUAUUUAUCUAUAUUCAUAAGGAAACCAUAAAGAAUAAUAAAUAAUCCCUGAUAAAAUAGUCAUCAAUACCCACAUGUGUGUGUAUAUGUGUGUGUGUGUCUCUCUCUCUCUCUGUGCGUGUGCGUGCGUUACUUAUUUCAAAACCAAUUAUGAGCAUCCAGAUCAAUCAUUUGUAUUGCAUGUACCCUUAUCCUUGGUUUUUACUUUUUUAUUAUCUUUUUAAAUUUUUUUCCUCCUUUUUUUUUCAAACAAAAAACCAGUUUCUUUGGUAAAUUUUUGUAAAUAAUUUUGUUUGUUUGUUUUCCUUUUUUUCGGAAAAGAAAAAAUUUUUUUAAAUUUUUAUUUAUUUCUUCAUAUUAUGAUGCAUAAUUGUGGAUUGAUAAUGUGACAGUAAUAAAAAAAAAGAAAGAAAAACCCAAUUUGAUCAAGUUUUUUCUUGUGUGUUUGUUUUCCUAUUUCUUCUCUUUUUUCUUGUUGUUGUUGUUGUUGAAAUGGAUUGUUUUCAAUCAGGGAGAAAAAAGUAGAAAAACAAGCAAACAUCCUAUUGAUUAAAGGUCUGUUUUUUUUUUAUUAAUUUCUAUCAUUUAAAAUGAUCACAUACUGUACUAUUUAGAGUGGUAACUAUUUACUUACUUACUUACGUCUGUUACCCUUCAUGGAUGAGUAUAAACCUGCUAUAUCAGCAUUCUUUAUAGAACUCUAUCCUAGAUAUUAAUCUUUUCCAAUUUCAUAUUUAAAAGUAACAAGCUCAUUUCUAAAUGUUUCAUUUACCUGGAGCUUAUUUAAUUUAUAUUUACUAUUUCAUAUUGUCAUGUAUAGUUUAAUCAUCAUUCAUUCAUUCAUCGUUAAUCAAUUAUCUUUGUAGCCAUGGUAAUUGUUGGUUUCUAUCAUUUAUAUGUAGCAAAGAAAAAAGAAAAGUAAAGAUAAAAAAAGGUGUGAAGAGUUGAUUAUUGAACAAAUCGAUCAAUCUGUCUAAUCUUUUCUCCUCUUUCUUUUUUUUUUCUUUUAAAAUCUACACUUCAAAACCAAUAUUUUACGUGAUAUAAUUUUGGUUAGUAUGAUGAUUAUUCUAUCCCUCGUUUCGUGUAUAUUUAUGCAGCAUACAUACUGUGAUGCAAUAAAUACCUAUUUAUUUAUCAAAUAUAUUCGCCUUGUUUUUCUCUAAUCAUUGAUGUAAUCAAUUUUAACUAAAAAGUAUAGAUAAGUGAUGUUGUGUAGAAAUAAAUCUGAAAACACUUUGUCUCAUUCAAUUCUCCUUUGCAUCUUCAUAUAAAAGUAAAUCUAAGACGAUCAAAUGUGAGAUAAUUUCAAUAGUUGAGAUCAUGAAUCAAUUGAAG